GCCAGGAAGCUUCGAAUAAACGCCGACGAACUAAGGAUUUGUCCGCUGCAUUUAACCGUGGUGAUCGUGGCUAUAAGGCGGCUGUCAAGGACCAUUCAAAGAAAUCGGGUGGGCAACGACAAGGUGACAACUCAGAUAUCCCAGGCACUCCAAAGAGGUUUCGUAAAACUCGAAUAGUAGUCGAGUUGCCUCGGAACUCAUCUUUCAAACCUGAGGAAUACUUCCAUAUGUCACUCAAUUCACAGCAAUCGGGUAGCCAACAGCACUCUCCACCUCCACCUCCACAAAUUUCUCAAUCUUUUGGCCAUAACUAUACCCAUAAUCUUAAUUCCCGGAACGACGAGCAACGCGUCAUACCUGAUUCUCAAGAAGUCUCUAGUUUUUCAGUUUCAAGCCAAAACCUAGGAGAAGUCGCUAUCACAACUCAGCAAGGCUCGAGGCAUCAACAACCUGAAUCCUCUACUCACCCCACCACAACAACAGAAAUACCUUCGCGUCAACCUGAUCGCCGAUUUACUGGUAGUUUUUACAAUCCUUCCAUCUCUGGCUUCGUAGUUGAAACCGAUCCUGGAAAGUCUCAGACCGCUGCUGCUGGAAUAUCGUUCGACUUCUUGACCCAAGAGUCCCUGGAUCCCAACUUCAUUCCACCAACCUCUCAGCUAUCGGAUGAACAUAUUUCCGCAACAAGUGUGAGCCAGGACCGCCAGCAAUCGACGAAUAAUAAUCAAGCAUUCCCAGAGCAAAGUAAUUCGCAGCCAGCACAGGUCGUGGUGCCUCUAAGCAGUCACCAAGGAGGGCUCGCAUCGCAAAGCCAGCCAGAUUUCACCGUUUAUGACGACGACGACCUGUCUAUACCUGAUACUGUGUUGGCAAAAUCACAGACCCAGCACUUUCCGCCAGACUCCAGUCAAGCUUUGAGGCCACGAGCUGUGUCUGAAGACAUGGACGGCGCCUCCCCCCACCCCACGCGAGUGUCGGCGCAUGAGAGGCUUAGAUUGAUAAGAGAGCGAGGCUUUGCUUCGUUAUCCGAACCUCCUGUGGACCCAGCAAAAAUAAAUCAAGCUGGCGCUAAAGCGGAAACCGCACCAGCAUCUCACACCGAUGUCCAAGAAGCACCACCAGCUGAUGUUACUCGUCUUAGUCCUCUCACUUCCGUACCUCUGACAACUGCCGUGUUUGUAGAGAAGCCACACGAAACCACACAAAGCGAGCCAUCUUCAAAUGAACAUCAAGCUUUGGUACUUGAGACUAUGCAAGAGCCUGUUGGCCAAGACAAGCAAGCAGAGCUGAACUUAGACGACCAUGCUCCCGUUGAAGUUGAUUUUAGCGUUCAAAAUGAACAGCCCGCCACCUUAGACCCAUCUAAUCUAACAUUGUCUAUCGAACAUGAUAUGGACAUCAGCCCCUCGAUCCCCACAGAUGAGGCCCUUCCACCUAACCUACAAAUACCAGAUGACUUGGCCAUGCCCAUUGACGAACAUGAACCAGAGGACGCGCCUCCCUCUACCUACCCAAAAAGUCUUCUCCCACAAGUCCCAACCGGCAAUAAUGAGUAUCUCAUUACGCUCCCCUUUCAGAGCAGCAGCAGGCCUGUGUAUAACGACAUUCUUCGGGACAACGAAGAGUUGAUACGUGAAUUCAACAGCUCAUUUCUUACUUUACCUCAUGGAAUACCGCACCCCACGACAGUAUCCAAACUCGACGAGAUGUUUUCCCGUCUAUUCGAUGUCUGCGAUUUGCCACCUUUCAUGGAUACCAUUUCGUCUAUUACACCUGCCGAAGUAACGAGAUAUCUCAUCAAUACUAAUGCGAAGUUUGCCUUCCUAGAUGAGUUACUCGCCCGCCUUACUGAGGCGGAGUCGGACACGAAGAUUCUCAUUAUAGCCCGUCCUGGACAAGUUAUGGAUCUCCUCGGUCAUUUGAUACAAACUAGGGGCUAUCGGUAUAUUCGAUCUGGCCUCGAAAUUGUCGGCCCUUCCGCAGCUCAGCAUCAACUCACUGUAGCCAUUUCGGCGACGACUGAUUCACCGUCAUCUAUCGCCGAAGACGCUGAUGUAGUCAUAGCAUUUGAUCACACGUACCGACAGGAAUUACUCUCAUCGUCGCUUCGAGACCGGUCUCCCAUAUUGCUGGUUUUGACCAUCAUAUGCUCAAUCCAGCAUCUUAAUAUGCGUAUCUCAGAGAGUUUAGAGCCAUUGGAACGAAAUAAUGUCCUUGUUCUUGCACUAGUGAGAGCCAUGCGAUAUGUAGAGGAUGCCGAGAGGUCUACAGUUCCCGAGCUCGAAAACGCCGCCGAACUCUUCUCUAAUCUCAUUCACCUGCCACAUACUGAUGACUUUUAUUGGGAGCCCCAAAGAGUACCAGAGGAUGUAUUCGAAGAUAUGUAUGCUUCAAGUACCCAAGGACUAGCAUCAUUGCCUAGCCUACACGCGUUUGGAACUGAACAUCUGCCUGGCAGCCGCAAGAGAUCCCAUGAUUGACUCGUUGAAGAGCCUUAUUGGAGAUGACAUAACUGGCAACACUCCGAAAGCAUCACUAUCGGUAUCAGUUGACAAGUUAGAGAUGCUCUCAGCUAAGG
This is a messenger RNA of Hypoxylon fragiforme, 2578 nucleotides long. RefSeq lists its product as uncharacterized. Gene Ontology annotation, cellular component: HDA1 complex. NCBI's taxonomy places the organism in Eukaryota, Fungi, Ascomycota, Sordariomycetes, Xylariales, Hypoxylaceae. The transcript is spliced from 4 exons. The record is from RefSeq and is a predicted model, not a curated record. Bases 228 to 2480 code for a protein of 750 amino acids.